GUGUUUGUGAAGGACCUGUGGAAAGAGCAUGCAGGAUGGCCUCUGAAUGACAUGGAGAGGUCCUAUAAGUUCAUGGUGAAGCAUGGUCAUCUUUGGAAGGUUGCCUUUCAUGGCACCUCUCCUCGUUGGGUCCAUCGCUCCUACCUUGCCACCAUGGCUGCCUUCUAUGCCAAGAAGGUGGAGGCUGGCCUCAGGAAGUACAAACCAGAUAUCAUAAUAAGUGUUCAUCCUCUCAUGCAACACAUUCCUCUGUGGGUGCUCAAAUGGCAGGGCCUUCUGAAAAAAGUAGUCUUCAUCACCGUUAUCACUGACCUCAACACUUGCCACCCCACAUGGUUCCACAAAAGUGUAACCAGAUGCUAUUGCCCCUCAUCAGAGGUGUCAAAGAAGGCAUUACUUGAUGGCCUGGACACAUCCCAAAUCCGUGUGUUCGGUUUGCCAAUCCGUCCAUCCUUUUGUCAAGCAAUUCUCAACAAGGAUGAGUUAAGAAAAGAGUUGGAGAUGGACUCUCAUCUCCCUGCAGUUCUACUAAUGGGAGGUGGUGAUGGAAUGGGUCCUGUUGAGGAAACCGCAAAAGCACUUGGAGAAGUUCUUUUCGACGAAGAAUGUCAGAGACCUAAGGGACAGAUUGUAGUCAUCUGUGGCCGCAACCAAGUGCUAAAAUCAAAUCUAGACUCAAUUGAAUGGACAGUUCCUACAAAGAUAAGAGGAUUUGAAAUCCAGAUAGAGAAAUGGAUGGGAGCUUGUGAUUGCAUCAUAACAAAGGCCGGACCGGGCACCAUUGCCGAAGCUUUGAUCAGGGGGCUUCCAAUUAUCCUUAAUAGUUUCAUUCCUGGACAGGAAACCGGCAAUGUACCUUAUGUGGUGGACAAUGGAGCUGGGGUGUUCUCCAAGAGCCCAGAUGAAACAGCCAGUCUAGUAUCCCGGUGGUUCGAUUCGGGCAACAAUGAGCUAAAGAAGUUGUCGGAGAAUGCAUUAAAACUAGCACAGCCUAAUGCAGUGUUUGACAUUGUAAAGGACAUCCAUGGGCUGGUUUUCCCAGCAGCAUCCCUUCUUAACAAGGUCCUCUAUCUCAAUUUCCCACUGAUAAUUGAAUGCCUUUAGGAAAUCAUCAAUCAUAUCUCUUUCAUUCUAUCAACCAUUUCAUUGCUUUUUUUCUUUGAAAUAUAUUAUAUGGAGAUUCAUGACAAGAUUUAUCUUCUAUUAAUAUUUUCUCAGAAAGAGCUUCUCUUAAGAAUUUUGUGAUGGAAAUAUGGAGGAGGUUUUUAGACACCAUGCAUGUUCAAUGGUGCUUCAACAAUGCUUUUGAUCAUCCCCAUCUCAAUGCCUUUUGAUCAACAAUGCUUUUGAUCAUCCCCAUCUCAAUGCCUUUUGAUCAACAAUGCUUUUGAUCA
This is a messenger RNA of Dioscorea cayenensis subsp. rotundata (Guinea yam), 1394 nucleotides long. Its product is annotated as probable monogalactosyldiacylglycerol synthase 3, chloroplastic. The record is from RefSeq and is a predicted model, not a curated record. NCBI's taxonomy places the organism in Eukaryota, Viridiplantae, Streptophyta, Magnoliopsida, Dioscoreales, Dioscoreaceae. Gene Ontology annotation, molecular function: hexosyltransferase activity. Gene Ontology annotation, biological process: glycolipid biosynthetic process.